Messenger RNA from Zootermopsis nevadensis, 4234 nucleotides. RefSeq lists its product as uncharacterized. The record is from RefSeq and is a predicted model, not a curated record. Lineage: Eukaryota; Metazoa; Arthropoda; Insecta; Blattodea; Termopsidae.
CACGACGGUUCGGAUGGAUCAGUGCGCCGGAGGACAGCGCUGCGGUAUCGCACGACGUCACGACGGUCGUCUAUGAGCGGGGCACGUAACAUCGCGCCAUGACGGCCAGGCACCUUCAGUUACUGAUCGUCGUGCUGAUUCUAUCAACAGCUGCAUCAGGGCCUGGGAACCUGACAUGCUACCAAUGCACUAAAUACAAGAACGAAGAAUGUGGCAGUGAGAGUCUUCUGCCAUGCCCUCCAAGCAAAGACCGCUGUGUUACCCAUAUCUCAAACGAUGCCCAAAAUGGUUUUAGUCUGAAGAGAGAAUGUGGCCUGGGACCAUGUGGGUUUGAAGAUACAAAUGUAAUGCGUGGCUUGGGGAUGGACACAUGUGACAGAAGCAAAGACGAAUACUUCUGCAUCUUCUGCUGUACACAGAAUGGCUGUAAUAAGGCAGCAGGAGGCAUCAACUGGCCUUCUGCCAGCUUGUUGGCAGCAAUGGCUGUGCUUGUCACGUGUGUGUGUGUGUCAACAUAUGGGAUGUGAAAAUGCAAAUUAACAAAUGGAGGAGGCUCGUGUCAAUUUUAAGUUUGUUGUAAAUACCCCAUUCAUUCUCAUAGUGACAAUUUCUCUGCAUGUCUUUCUACAAGACGGGCAAAUCUGAGGGUAUAUUUACAUAGGGGUGCCCAUAUCAUUAGAUAAAAAGUCACCGUGAGUGAACUUUGAAAUUCGGUCAAUUCCAUUAAUGUGGCUUCAGUAACAAUACUAGUUAUAUACACCAAGUAAUGCGGCAUAAUCCAAAUACAGCGUGGAAAACAGACGUGAGACCCUGGUAAAUACGUGAACUUUCUGGUGGAAAUUUAAUUUCUAUCCCUGCUUUUGAAAACAAUUUGUUUCUGUUGCUAACCCAUACUUGUCUCCUGCACUGUUGUCAAAAUUAACAUAACAAAGUGGAAGACGAUGUAUUAACAUAGUUUUUCAUACAGGUAAGAAACAGUGCACAGUAAAACAAUCAUAAGAACCAAUGACAUUGCAAUCUGGCAACUAAAUUUACCUUAGCAGUGCAAAAGAUUAAUGCUAAAAACAACAUUAGAUUUUCUACUAUAUAGCAGAUCAAAUUCAGAUGUUGCUUAGGUACCCCUGAUUUACACUGUAAGAAACAUAUAAGUGAGAGUAACAUAAGCAUAAACAUAAAUAUUACAUCAAUAUACUUUUAUAACCUAUGAAGAGAAACAUACUUCAAUUAUGUAGAUAUAUAGUGUCAAGGGAAAUUAUUAAAUUAUUGAAUUUUCAUCCCAUUAGAUAAAAUGAAAAUAAAUACAGUCCUUCCUGAUUUCUUGCAUAGCCAAACACUCAGACUCUGGAUAUAACAGUUUGUGAUACAAAGUCGUGAAAUGAUAGCAGUAUUACUUGGUAACAGCAAGUUUUUAAAUUGUUUAACAUGGAUCAAAAACAUAUGCACUGCAAUUACCUGUAAUUUAAAAAGAAUUCCAAAAUUACAUUUUCCAUAUUGACAUCUUGAUCUGUUAGUGAAGCCUUUUCUAUCUGUUAGAAUUCAGUAGUUUUCAAUUUUGUUUAAAAAUUCUUUAGUGUGAGUACAGAAAUUCUGAAUUUCCAGUGAUCUGAGAAUAUCUUAUAACAUAUUUUAUAAUCACAAAGUUUUGAGUCCAAAAUUUCUCAUGCAAGAUCUAACAUGUGGAAUUGCAAUAUUCAUGCUUAUAAUUGCUUCAGCAUUAAUUUGCUUACAGACUACUUCGACAUCAGCAAUAAUUACCCCAAAUCAUUCUAUAAUUAUACUGUCACUAUAUUGAGAAAAAUGUGUAAAUAAAGUUUACUGAAAAACAGGUAACCAUUAGAUGGAGUCCCAGAUGUGAGAAGUUUAGAGAUCAUUCAUUAUGUACAUAUGUAUAGUUAGAGGUCCUCCAAAAGAGCAGGAAAUGCAGUCAUGUCAGUGUGAUAGGCCAAUGAAAGUUCUCAUUUCUCUCUACAUUACUAUUGGUGUGUGCUACAGUACUUUGAAGGGAUUUGUCUGAGAGUGAUGUCAGUGAUUCUCAACAACCAUCAGCCCCAGAAUUAAAUCAUCAUCAUCUUCACUUCAGGGACUAGAAGUAUUUCCUGUUCUGACUUCAGUCUCUCAUCACUUAGAUGUUUAACCCAAAUCCUUUUGGUCUAUACAUAAAUCAAAUUAAAUAUUAACUAAAUUUCGUAGUUCACAUGCUUUAAGUUAUGAAAAAACAGUUGGUGUGUUUGUGUGUGUUUACCGUUGAUGUUAUACAUAUCUUUCAGAAACAACUUACUAUAACACAUAAUUCUACUUUUAUGCUUGGCUGUACUGAGAAUUAUUAUUAAAAAUAAGUGUCUAGAAACUGAAAUCAGUAUUUUAUAUGCCUUUCAUUAUUAAAAAAGGAAAAUGUCUUCCUUAAAUAUUAAAAAAUAAAUAUAUAUUUUAUCUGAUUUCCUGCACUGUAGCAAAGAAUUUUAAUACUUGCAAGAGAUAGUUAUAUAAAAAAUAUCUGGCUGAAUGUAUCUACUCAAGUGUUUAUCUAAGAAAUAUAACUCAUUUAACAAAAUUUUGCCCCAAACAAUUUUGUCAACAUUUGCAUAAGCAGAUUCUAUGUUCAGUCAAUUGGAAAUGUCACCAUUUAAAAUGAAAUGUGUGGUUUGUGCAGUAACACUAAUGUGCAUCAUAAUUGAGACUGUUUCUUCAAAAUAUCAUAAAACAAACACUGUAGAGCUUAGGAUUAAGCAUAAAGCCAGCUUACAACGAAUUAAUUUUGUAAGAUAAAUAAUUAGAUUCAAGUUGAUCCAAAUUUAGCAAACACAUCACGGAAAUUUAUAUUUUCCAUGCACAUCUAUUAAAUCAACUAUAAAUGUUAUUUUUUAAAUGUAUUUUAUAUAACAAAAUCUUUAUAGUAGAAUCCAAUUCAACUGGCAAUAAUUAAAAUGCAUAUUCAUUUGUUUGGAACUAAAGACUUCUUCCACAUGAUAUAAGAUGCUAUACACAUGUCAAAUAGCUCUGAGUUUACAGAAACCAAAACUGAGCAUAUUUUACUACUAAUAAUGCACAAAUUAGUAAUUUACCUUUACCAUCCUUGUAUCAUGGUUUAUGUGUAGUCCAGCUGGUCAUGUCACACUAGCAUACUGCCAAACCAAUAACCUCAAAGUUAAAUUAUGACCUGCAGCUCCAUACUGUGAGUGAAAUCCCUAAUUACUGCAUGAUAAAGAGGUUAAGUAAUAACUCAGGUGGUUUCUGCCACUGAACUCCAUUGACUACAAUAAAAAUAGACUGUCCUUGCUGGUUAAAUUUGCUUCUAUUAUAGAAAAUAUAGUUAUAAUGCUCUGAGAGCUUAACAUUUCCAUAAACUUCUGUAUGAUAAAUAUUAUGUUUAAGAUAUUAAGCCAUAACACAGAAUAAUAAGAUUUUCCAAUGUAAAAAUGCAUUUUCUAAUUCUAAUUGUGAUUUAUGUUCGUUACUUACUGUUGUCAAUAAUGAUACUUUUCUACAACUAUAGAAACUCUUCAUGAUUAUCAAGUGACUAAAAUUCUGUAUGUCCACAAUAUUCAAAACUUAUGUUGUGGUAUGUGUGCAAUAAAGCUAUUUGUCGCUUUGUUAGCAUAAAAUGUAGUUCUUAUUAACCAUUCUCAACAAGUUACAAUUUAACAAUGAAGUGAGACUUUACCAUUUUAAAAAAACUUGUGGCCAUUUUCACCUAAUAUUUCAGGUACACCAUAUGCUUUUUAAGUACUAAGUUUAAAGGAUAAAGACGGUAUAUUUUUUGUUUCCUUUCCUGUAAAGCAAUAAGGCACAGAAUUAAGACAUUUGGUGACUGUUUCAAAUGGCCAUGUGAAUGAAACUACUACCUUUCUCAAUUUAUUCCUCUGGAAAAAAUGAGAAGUGUGAACAAGGAAGAAGAGGUGGUCAUCUGUAAUGAAAAAAUAAACAAAACAAUAAGAUUUUCAGUUUUCGUGGCAGUGAAAAUGUGGACUGUCUUCUUCUUAUUACAAGGAAUUUACAAUCUCCAUCUCCAGGGUACACCACCACACAGUGUCAUAACUCAGAAGAUCACCAUCUUCUAUAAUAAUUUUCAAAUAAAGUACAGUAACUAAGGCUUUUUGGAUUAAUUUUUUCUCUCCAAAUUUUAGAUCUUUAUGUAAAGGAAUUUUGACAGGCAAAACAAAACAAUAAUUUCAUUGAGGCAUGUUUCAUCUACUGAAUUAUACAAAAUAAAACUUUUUCUGUUUUCAGAUGCUUA